Eutrema salsugineum is the source of this 3432-nucleotide messenger RNA. Its product is annotated as phospholipase D beta 1. NCBI's taxonomy places the organism in Eukaryota, Viridiplantae, Streptophyta, Magnoliopsida, Brassicales, Brassicaceae. Gene Ontology annotation, molecular function: D-type glycerophospholipase activity. The transcript has 10 exons. The record is from RefSeq and is a predicted model, not a curated record. Gene Ontology annotation, biological process: phospholipid catabolic process. Bases 148 to 3369 code for a protein of 1073 amino acids. Gene Ontology annotation, cellular component: plasma membrane.
AGGACAAGACAUUGGAAUCGGGAACCUGGAAUAGCCAGUUUCUUCUGCAUCAACGUCGUGAGGAGUUCGACGCAGAGAAGGAAAAAAAAGAAAAAAAGAAAAGCGUUUCCUCGCCGAUUAGAUCCCACCAUUUCUCCAGGAAAAUAAAUGGAGAAUUAUGGUGGUGGAUCACGUUAUCCAUACCCUUACGGUCAUCAGUACCCAUACCCAUACGGUCAGUACACAGGAGGAGGUGGUCCUCCUCCGUAUAGACCUCCCGGUACGAGUUCGGAGGCGUACCAAGCAGCAGCACCACCAGCACCUUAUUAUCCUUACCCACCACCUCCGUAUGCAACUCCCCCGCUUCAUCAUUCGGGCCCAUUGGACUACUCCCACCACAAGCCCCAAUCAUCGUCCUCCUCUGAAUAUCACCGCCAUUCUUUCGACUACCAACCUUCUCCUUACCCUUAUCAUCCUGCUCAUCCUCCUCCGCAAGGUAACUACAAUGCUCCCUAUACAUAUCAUCAAGAGCAAUACCCGCCUCCUGAAACUAAACCCCAUGAAUAUGAUCCUCCUCCACAAACUCCUCAAGCCUUUCGUAGGCAAGACUGCCUCACUUCUUAUCCUCCCGUCGACCAACUUCUAGGCGGUCUCCACAUUUCCGAUAACCCCUCCGUUCCUUCCAACUCCUGGCCAAGCCGUCCUCCUGGUGAUUUGUAUGGUUACCCUAACAGCUCUUUUCCAAGCAACUCUCACCUCCCGACCUUGGACCGAGUCGAUUCCUCUGCUUCUGCCUAUACUCCUACUGAUUCCCCGCAUAGUCCCCACUUGCAGAUGACGCUCUUUGGUAAAUCCUCCUUGAAGGUCCUGUUGCUGCAUGGCAAUUUGGACAUCUGGAUCUAUCAUGCCAGAAAUCUCCCUAACAUGGAUAUGUUCCACAAGACUCUGGGUGAUAUGUUUGGCAGAUUGCCUGGCAAAAUCGACGGCCAGCUUAGCAGGAAAAUCACCAGUGAUCCUUACGUUUCCGUCUCUGUCGCUGGUGCUGUCAUUGGAAGAACUUACGUCAUGAGCAACAGCGAGAAUCCUGUUUGGAUGCAACAUUUUUAUGUUCCUGUCGCUCACCAUGCUGCAGAAGUUCAUUUUGUCGUUAAAGACAGUGAUGUCGUGGGUUCUCAGCUCAUUGGAUUGGUUACCAUCCCGGUCGAACAGAUAUACUCUGGUGCCAAAGUCCAAGGAACUUAUCCGAUUCUAAGCAGCAGUGGGAAGCCUUGUAAACCAGGGGCUAAUUUAUCAUUGUCCAUCCAGUAUACUCCUAUGGAACAACUUAGUGUUUAUCAUCAUGGAGUUGGGGCAGGUCCUGAUUACAUGGGGGUACCUGGAACAUAUUUUCCGCUUAGAAAAGGCGGGACUGUGACAUUGUACCAAGACGCACAUGUCCCUGAAGAGAUGCUCCCGGGUAUAAGACUGGACAAUGGGAUGUCUUACGAACAUGGCAAGUGUUGGCAUGAUAUGUUUGAUGCCAUACGCCAGGCCAGGCGUUUAAUUUAUAUCACGGGUUGGUCUGUGUGGCACAAAGUUAGGCUGGUUCGGGAUAAAUUUGGCCCCGCAUCAGAAUGUACUCUUGGUGAGCUCCUAAGAUCAAAGUCCCAAGAAGGCGUGAGAGUCCUGCUUUUGGUUUGGGAUGACCCAACUUCGCGUAGCAUCUUGGGUUAUAAAACAGAUGGCGUUAUGGCAACCCAUGAUGAGGAGACACGCCGUUUUUUCAAGCACUCCUCUGUUCAAGUCCUGCUCUGCCCCCGUAAUGCUGGAAAGCGACAUAGUUGGGUCAAGCAGAGGGUAGAGUAUCACUUUCUUUUCCCUUUUUUUUCUUUUGUGUGGUUUCCAGCUUCUAAUCAAUAUUCCGUCCAUCAGGAAGUUGGGACAAUCUAUACACAUCACCAAAAAAACGUAAUAGUGGAUGCCGAUGCUGGUGCUAACAGAAGGAAAAUUGUAGCUUUUGUCGGUGGGCUUGAUCUGUGUGAUGGCCGAUAUGACACUCCUCAACAUCCCUUGUUCAGGACACUACAGACAGUUCAUAAAGAUGAUUUUCACAACCCCACUUUUACGGGAAACCUUUCCGGAUGUCCAAGAGAGCCGUGGCAUGACUUACACAGUAAGAUCGAUGGCCCUGCUGCGUAUGAUGUGCUGACCAACUUCGAGGAGAGAUGGUUGAAGGCUGCGAAGCCUAGCGGGAUCAAGAAGUUUAAGACUUCCUAUGACGAUGCGUUGCUAAGGAUCGAUAGGAUUCCAGAUAUAUUAGGAGUUUCUGAUACUCCUACUGUAAGUGAGAACGAUCCUGAGGCUUGGCAUGUUCAGAUUUUUCGUUCAAUCGAUUCAAACUCUGUGAAAGGUUUCCCAAAGGAUCCAAAAGAUGCUACAUGCAAGAACUUGGUGUGUGGGAAGAACGUGCUCAUUGAUAUGAGCAUACACACUGCGUAUGUCAAGGCCAUCCGUGCAGCCCAACACUUCAUAUAUAUUGAGAAUCAGUAUUUCAUUGGAUCUUCCUACAACUGGAAUGCGCACAAGGACAUAGGUGCUAAUAAUUUGAUUCCUAUGGAAAUCGCGUUGAAGAUAGCUGAAAAGAUUAAGGCAAAUGAACGCUUUGCUGCAUAUAUUGUCAUUCCAAUGUGGCCAGAAGGUGUUCCAACCGGUGCUGCUACCCAGAGGAUUCUAUAUUGGCAGCACAAGACAAUGCAGAUGAUGUAUGAGACUAUCUACAAGGCGUUAGUGGAGACCGGGCUUGAGGGAGCAUUCUCCCCACAAGAUUAUCUCAAUUUCUUCUGUCUUGGCAACAGAGAAAUGGUGGAUGGAAUCGAUAACUCGGGAACUGGAAGUCCAAGUAACGCAAACACUCCCCAGGCAUUGAGUCGGAAAAGCAGAAGAUUUAUGAUCUAUGUUCACUCGAAAGGGAUGGUAGUAGAUGAUGAAUACGUAGUAAUUGGAUCGGCAAACAUAAACCAACGAUCAAUGGAAGGCACAAGAGAUACAGAGAUUGCGAUGGGAGCUUACCAGCCUCAACAUACAUGGGCAAGGAAACACUCUGGUCCUAGGGGUCAGAUCUAUGGAUACAGAAUGUCGCUUUGGGCAGAGCAUAUGGCGACAUUAGAUGACUGUUUCACGCAACCGGAGAGUAUAGAAUGUGUAAGGAAAGUGAGAACAAUGGGCGAGAGAAACUGGAAACAGUUUGCAGCUGAAGAAGUCUCAGACAUGAGGGGACAUCUGUUAAAGUAUCCAGUGGAAGUCGAUCGGAAAGGUAAAGUCCGACCACUUCCCGGGAGUGAGGCGUUCCCUGACGUCGGAGGUAACAUUGUCGGAUCGUUCAUAGCCAUACAAGAGAAUCUAACCAUUUGAUAUAUAUACAAAUAAAUAAUCAAGCAGGGGUGUUUUUGUUUUAUAUAUAUAACAUUUUUUGUU